Molecule: messenger RNA, 693 nt
Organism: Puma concolor (puma)
Lineage: Eukaryota; Metazoa; Chordata; Mammalia; Carnivora; Felidae
Source: RefSeq, a predicted model, not a curated record
AUGGAGCCUGGUGAGAGUGGGGGGGACUCACACUCUGCCCUCCCCUUCCCCAGGUACAAGACGGUGGUGACUCCCCGGAGGGCGGCGGUGGCCAUCGCCGGCUGCUGGAUCCUCUCCUUCGUGGUGGGCCUGACACCCCUGUUCGGCUGGAACAAGCUGGGGGAGGUGGAGCGGGCCUGGGCGGCCAACGGCAGCGAGGGUGAGCCCGUGAUUGAGUGCGAGUUUGAGAGGGUCAUCAGCAUGGAGUACAUGGUCUACUUCAACUUCUUCGUCUGGGUGCUGCCCCCACUGCUGCUCAUGGUCCUUAUCUACCUGGAGGUCUUCUACCUGAUCCGCAAACAGCUCAACAAGAAGGUGUCGGCCUCCUCUGGCGACCCACAGAAGUACUAUGGGAAGGAGCUGAAGAUCGCCAAGUCGCUGGCCCUCAUCCUCUUCCUCUUCGCCCUCAGCUGGCUGCCCCUGCACAUCCUUAAUUGCAUCACCCUCUUCUGCCCUUCCUGCCGGAAGCCCAGCAUCCUCAUCUACGUCGCCAUCUUCCUCACACAUGGCAACUCAGCCAUGAACCCCAUCGUCUAUGCCUUCCGCAUCCAGAAGUUCCGGGUCACCUUCCUUAAGAUUUGGAAUGACCAUUUCCGCUGUCGGCCCGCACCCCCUGUUGAUGAGGACCCCCCGGAAGAAGGGCCCCAAGACUAG